This is a messenger RNA of Bacidia gigantensis, 834 nucleotides long. RefSeq lists its product as uncharacterized. Bases 1 to 834 code for a protein of 277 amino acids. The record is from RefSeq and is a predicted model, not a curated record. The transcript has 3 exons. Lineage: Eukaryota; Fungi; Ascomycota; Lecanoromycetes; Lecanorales; Ramalinaceae.
AUGGCGAAAUUUGCGAAAAACGCACCCACCGACACUUCCAAAAACCCUGUUAUAGAGAAGCUGAUGUCAGAGGCCCGAAGAGCAGAAGAAGCUGGUCGCCGCAAAUUCGUAAUUCAGAAGAAGCAACGUGAAAUGAAUAGGAAAGCAGCGGCCAAGGAAAAGUUGAAGAAGGAGCAUGCAUUAGCGCGAGCAUUCUCAGGCACAGUUCAGAAUUCGCGGGCGUGCAUCGAGGCCAAAAUAUUGAGCGACGUCGGUGAAGCAAAACGCGAUAUCUCAGCACAUCUCGCGCAAGCGGUCAAUGACCUGAGCUUGACAUCACAGAAGCUUGAACAUCAUGGCCACGACUACUUUCGCCCGCUCCAAGCGGAUGGGGUGGAGUGGUACAAAGCUGAUGGUUCGCAGUCAGGCGUCACGGAUCUUGGAACUAUAAUGAAGUCCUUGGACCGAGAACUUAGCACGAAGAGAAAGGAGAUUUCAAGCCAGCAAGUAGAAUGGAUCAAAGCUCGCGCCGCGGUGGAAGCGGCCACGAAAGCUCUCUUUGAGAGCGAGACUUUUGAGCAAAUCCUAGAGGGCGUUCAUGACACUCGGCAAACGAUUGUCUCCAAUGUCCAGAUUUUGCAACGCGAGAUCGAAGCUGCGAAGAAGAAAACCUUGGAAGAGCUUGAAAAGGAGACAGACGAAACGAUCGUGGCUAUGGAGGAAGCUGAAAGGGUAGGAAGUCUAACCUACAGCGAUCCAGUCCCUUCGAGUAUUGACGCUUUCGGUGCGAGAGAAACAAAACUUGAUAAGAUGCAAGCAACGUACUUUGCUCUCCUGACAGAGGAAGAGUAUUGA